UAAUUUAUCCGAUUAUAUAGACAACACCUGAAUGCAGCAUGUCCGGAAAUGCAAUGGGGGAGAAACCGGAUAUGGAGUCUUCUCGAAUAUUUACCUUACAGUCUAUGAUAUUUACCGAUCAAACUUCGUAAAAGACAAAAAAAUAACGACGUAACAUCCGUUAAAUCUCUGUUCAGUUGUAUUUUCAUAUAUUAAACAUCAUUUAAUUAAUCGAGUAGUCCGUUUAAACCGUUUAACCCGUAGACUAAAUCAACAGCCGUUACUUGAAUGGUUACCACGGGCAACGCUUGUUGGAAACUCCUCGACCAAUCAAAGAGCGGGAUAUUGAAGACGAACCAAUCAGUGGACUCGUUUGGAAAAUCCAAACAGCCGGCUGCUCCAGAGACAAAAGUCGAGAUUUGUUUUGGUGAGAAGAAGAUUCAGAAGGUCUGAGGUCUGACCCGGUCUGAGCUGACCCUGUUGGUGGUCUGAGGUCUGAGCUGACCCUGUUGGUGGUCUGAGGUCUGAGCUGACCCUGUUGGUGGUCUGAGGUCUGAGCUGACCCUGUUGGUGGUCUGAGCUGACCCUGUUGGUGGUCUGAGGUCUGAGCUGACCCUGUUGGUGGUCUGUGGUCUGAGCUGACCCUGUUGGCGGUCUGAGGUCUGAGCUGACCCUGUUGGCGGUCUGAGUGGGGAUGAAGACCCGGGAGUCACCGCCGCCGGUCCACGUCCACGUACCAGAGACCACACCAGUCCAUGUCCACAUGAGGAGGAGUCCCAGCAGAACCCCACAGAGGACUAAAGACGCUCAGGUGAAGGGAGAGGAAGGGAGGUCAAAGGUCAAGACGCCGUGGAUUCCUCCAGGAAGACUCUCCUGCAGAAGAGAAAUAAGCAGAGUUCAGCAUCAAUCAGAGAGAGGAGCCAGACAUCAGCGUGAUGCAGAGGAGGAGGAGGAGGAGGAGGAGGAAGAGUUGGCUGCAGUUUCCAAAAAUCUCAGCGCCCUACUCCGAGAGCAAGAAAGCCUUCGCCGUUCAAAUAACUCGGAUGUCAGGGCUCAACAAACCAGAGAGUCUGCCGCGCUCCUGAGGGCGCUCGUAGAGGCAGAAAUCGACGGCGUAGCUGUGGCCAAUCAGCUGACAGCUCUGAAGGAAACCAUAGACAGCCUGGCUAAGGACAAGCGUCUGUCAAAGUUGAACGCGGCGUCGCUGAGACGGCAGCAGCAGCUGUUGUUGGAGAAGAUCGCCAUGUUUGACAGCACCAAUCACAGCCUGCGAGAGCUCCUCAGAGAUUGGACGGAAUACGAGAGAGAAUCUCUGAUUUGGUUGGAACAGAAAGACGCCAUAAAGACGAGACUGGCCGACAGUGAAGCAGAAAACAUCCGACUUUUAACCAAACUCACCAACAAAGAGAAAGAGGCGUGCACGCUCGCGGAGCAUCUGGACUUUGAAAAGGACAAAGUGGAGACGACGGAGGAGCUGUCACGCGUCCUGCACUCGACCCGGGAGCGUCUGCAGUCCGAGCUGAGCAGAGCGGACGCCGAGAAGAGUCGCCUGACCGCGCACAUUCAGAGGAUGCUGCAGAGCCAGGAGGAGCAGCAGGAGGCGCUUGGAGCUCUGCAGGAGGAGCUGCAGACGCUGAGGCAGCGCAGAGCGGACGAGAAGAAGGAGCGGGGACAGAAGGAGCAGGAGGCGCUGACUCUGCUGACCGAGCAGGCCGAGCGAGCCGAGGAGACGGCCAGGCAGCUCACAGCCAAACUGCAGGAGAAGGAAUCCCAGUUGGCCCAGUCUCUGUCCACGUCCAGUGACUGGUGCCUCCGACACUCCAAAGAGGCCGCCGCCAAAGGAGCGCUGGAGGAGGAGCUGUCUGCGUUCAAGUUUCAGGUGACCGAGCUGACCUCCAAGAUGACCUCGAUGGAGGAGAGGAGUCGGACGGAGAGGGACGAGCUCCGGGAUCAGAUCCAACAUCUGGGCUCUGAAAACACCUCCACUCAGCUGGACAACCAGAGACUCCAGGAUCAGCUGAGGUCGUCUGAGGAGAAGAUCGGGGGUCUGCAGUCUGAAGCGCGGCGGCUGAAAUCUGCCAUCAAAAAGCAUGAAAGCCUGGUGGAGAAAUACAAGAAGAAGGUGCAGCAGGCUCGCCUGGAGGCGGAGGAGCGCCGCCUGAAGCUGGAGGCGACGCAGAAGGAGGCGCGGGAGCUGAAGGUGAGCCUGGAGAGGGAGAUGGAGCAGCUGAGGAGGGAGCUGCUGGUCCGGCUCCGGGAGCUGGAGGCGCUGCCCGACAGGCUGAGGAGGAGCGAGCAGCAGCUCCGAGACGCCCAGCAGGAGGCCGACGCCCACCAGAGGAGGAACGUGGAGCACAGCUCGGCCCUGUCUGAAGUCAGACACAAGGUGGAGCAGCAGGGCGCUCAGCUGGAGACGUUUCAGCAGAAGAACGUGCUGCUGCAGGAGGAGAACAACGUCCUCAAAGAGACCGUUCACAACUUAGAGAGGCGGCUGGAGGACCUGAAGGUGGAAAACAACACGAUGUCUCAGUCUCUCUCCUCAAAGGAAGCCGGCGUCCGCAGCGUUCAGCAGCAGCUGGAGGAGAAGACGCUCGAGUGCAGCGUCGUGUCCCGUCAGCUGCAACAAACUCUGGAUGACGCACAGAGACAGGUUGAUGAGAGCAUUCAGAGAGUUCUGACCAAAGAGCGAGCGUCUCAGUCCAAAGCGUUGGACCUGCAGAGCCAGCUGAGCCGAGCCAAGACGGAGCAGAGUCAGCUGCAGAGGAGCAAAGAGGAGAUGGAGCGUCGUUUUAAGACUCAGCUGCAGAACAUGAAGGAACGACUGGAGCAGUCCGACUCGACAAACCGAAGUCUGCAGAAUUAUGUUCAGUUUCUUAAAACCUCGUAUGGAAAUGUCUUUGGAGAGUCUUUGCUCACCAGCUGACCGCACACUCCUCCAACAUGAGAAAUAUUCAUACAUUCAAAGCAAUGAAGUCGUGUUUUUAAAUACCUGUGCUCUUCACUGGAGGGUUUUCUGAUAUCACUGAAUGAAUAAAAUCCUUUUAAAAGAAGUGAAGACUCAUUUGUUGCAUGAAAUGUAUUCAUAUUGUUUUGAAUAAAUCUCUUUCCUGCACCA
Labrus mixtus (cuckoo wrasse) is the source of this 3094-nucleotide messenger RNA. RefSeq names its product outer dense fiber protein 2-like. The transcript has 18 exons. The coding region runs from base 674 to 2902 and encodes 742 amino acids. Gene Ontology annotation, biological process: regulation of cilium assembly. NCBI's taxonomy places the organism in Eukaryota, Metazoa, Chordata, Actinopteri, Labriformes, Labridae. The record is from RefSeq and is a predicted model, not a curated record. Gene Ontology annotation, cellular component: centrosome.